GUCAGAUUACAAACUUGUCUGCAAACUGUGCAAUGAAUAGACAAUAAAUAGUUGAUCCAGUAAAAGGCUUCAUUUAUUAGUUGCAAAACAUAUUUGUCAUCCUCUGCCCUAAAGUUUAUAUUAAUUGUUUAUGAUAAUAUCAAUAUGGCAGACCCACAAAAGUUCACUACUGCUGCUGCUCUGGGUCUGGAAUUGGAGCUGGAAUCUGAUCUACAAUCUCUUUCAACUAAAGUUGGGGUUCUCAUGAGCACCAAUGUUGAAAUUGCUCAGGGCAUUCUGGGUGUGUUGUCUGCAAGAGAAGUGACCCGCCUCCAACAAGUGUGCCGCUUAUGGCGUUCUGUUGGCAUCAACGAACUUCGGCGGCGAAAAAACUUGCAUUUCAUAUCCAUACCUUCUCCACCUUGCAAGCCUGGGACAGAUUGCAUCAAAAUGGAGAAUCGGCUUAGGUCAAGGGCGAUCAUGAGUCAAUGGCGAUCAGUACCCAGCUUCUGUCUGGUGCUGAAUUGCGUGUGCAAACUUGAUGCUGAAAAAAUGCUGGCACAUUGUAAACUUCUGCCGCCAAUAUGCCCUAUUAUAGAACUGCCAUGUCUACGGGGCAUCAUUUCUACAGAUGUAGUGGACCAAAGUGUAGAACAAAACCUGUCACUUUGUGGAUCUCUCGAGUGCCCAAACUUAAUACUUCCAUCAGACACUGAGCUACUCCAUGAAACGGCUAACACUGAUGCUUGUAAUAUUAAUAGCAGUCUAGUUGCCAACCGUGAAGCUGAAACUCCGCAUGAAAUGAAGCGUCCUCUUGCAAAAGUUCGAAGAUUUGCAGCAAGAAUUAAUCAAUGCUUGAACCAAGCAUCUGCUGCCUUGACAGACUCCUUUGCGCCACUGUCUUCAAAAUGGUUCGAUUUGGAUACAAGUUUGUUGCCAUCCUUACAGCAAGCUCAGCACAAGAAGGCAGGAUCAAGUUGUACUCUCUGCAGAAACAUGAAAACUCUGAAAGCCCAAUUAGCCAUAAUUGGUUUCCAAAACGCGCCUGGUGUCACUUUUCGUCCUGUGAAAAUCCCCAAAAGGGACUUUCACUUAACGCGGCCCGGACGCCUGCUAUUUGAAGAUCUCAGAGCCUUGCUGUUCUUCAACACAACCUCUUCUUUGCCUGAAGGGCAUUUCGUGUGGGAGCUAAUCCGAAAUAACGGCAACGUGGCUGUAGUGGGAGGCGAUGAUGUAUAUCCUUACUCAAGAUCGGGGCUGACGAGAGGCAGUACUGACAAAAGCAUCGGCAUGGCGGUAUGUGGUGAUAACGUGACCGCCGCAAGCGUGAUCAUCACCACGGACGAAAAGAAGUUAGAGAACACGACUCGUGAUGCCAUGUCUAAGUUUCUGAUGUUCUAUGAUCCAUGCAAAGCCAGCAUCGCCUUCGUCUUCACACCCGCUGGACGAAAUCUAGAUGAAAAACGCUAUGAGGAUGAGAUAAAGAUGUUCAAGACGAUAUACCCCACAACGCCUGUGUUCGGAGCCAUAACAAGCGACUCGAUUUGGUGCUUCGAGUUUCUGCCUCAUCCUCCUGGUAGCGUCGAAUGGCAACGACAACAUGAGGAGAACAAGUGCGGUGUGCACUGGUUCAGAGAUGUGUCAUACUACACGGGCGAGCCCAGUCCGAGCGCAAUUUUAUUUCUGCAAUUUUAGGAGGCAACAGCAUUUUUUGUCGGUGAUUCCAAAAAUGCUGCGACACGAUGCACGGAAAAAUACCAACGAGGCACCGCAUCCGACAAUCGAAAUAUCCUGUAGAAGUUUGAUGCUACUGGCUUCAUUUGAGUCUGUAAAUACCAUAACCAUGUAUUGAACCCAUGAAGCAGAAAAUGCAGCAAUGAAAACAUAUGAGUAUCUGUCAACAGCGGGAAACUUUGCAUUUGUUCCACCUUCCUGUCGGAGACCAUAUUUGCUCAAGAAAUUCAUUGUUACAGCCAAGCCGCCUGAGCUUAUGAACAGGAAACUGACGCUUAAAAAGGUGCAAACGUCUGCGAAUUUCAGGAUUUGACCUCCCACCGUGGAAUCAAGUUCGUUUUGAGGCUCACACCACAAACCGAAACAAGUCGCAGCGUGAACGAAAAUUCCGUACAACGUCCACGGGAUGCUUGGCUUCACUUGCUUUUUAUAACAGUCGAAGCGAAGCAAGCCUAAAACUUUCAUCAAAUAUUCUAUUGCCUUGAGCGAGCGCAUUUUCUUCAGUUGUUCUCUUGGGGGCGCCACAGUGACACUGGAUAAAUGAGGUCUUUUAUUGUUGACGCGCACACAGCGAAAGAGCCUCGGUUCACCUGUUGAUUAUUUGCAUUAGUGAUUGAAGUUCGCAUUGUUUGAUCCAUGAAGAUGGGAUAAUAAAAUCGAAUUUCUCAAAUACAGGCUAGCCAAAGCCAACAAAUAUAAAUUUAAUUGCAUCAAAGCACUGAUGACAUGUCAUAUUUCAUCGCGUUCGUUGAGAUGACCUGCAAAAAUGUAUUGCCGUUCGUUGAGAUGACCUGCAAUAAUGUACUGCCGUUCGUUGAGAUGACCUGCAAUAAUGUGUACCAAUAAUGCAAAUAAUUAGAAGCUGAUGAGCAAUCAGAGAUCAAACGCUCAGGCUCCACCGCAAGCGAGGACCCGUAACUGUUUUAACGGUGAAAUUACGCCGUAAAUUGCAAAGCCAAACAGACUACCACUUUGAGGAAAUUGGCAAAUAGUAUUUUGAUGGCAAGAUUGUGCAUUAUUAUGGAUGAUAAUUAUUGGUUGGAGUUAUUUUAACAUAUAAGAUCGCCAAUUAAUAACAUUAUGAAAAAUUUCAAAGUUAUUGCAAGGAAAUGCAGAAUAUUUUGGAAGUGAUCUAAACGAAAAUUUCUGUGCAGUCUCGUUUACACGACAUUUAGGAUUGUAAUUGUAUAGUUGUAAAAGUGGCGAUUUGAAAUUUCACACUUUGUUGAUUUUGUUAUAACAACUUUACAGUCGCAAAACUCAAAAUAAUGAACUGGUCCUAAUGUGAAAAUGUUCACACUUUUUACACGAACAAAGUUAGUAUUAUAAUAUAAUAUAUAUAAUAGUUACACAAGCAGAGAGCAGAAGUAGAUCUGAUAAGCACUUUCCCUUAACUGGGUCACGAUGACCCAAACAUGGAUGGAUAGUGCAUCGUUAUUUCGACAAGAUCUCACUCAUUUCUCUGAAUGUACCUUUCUGGUAGGACCUUCAGUUAACUUCAUGGUUAUCUUCUUGAAGCUCGAACUUUAGUUCAGAUACGAGUAAUAUAAUAACUUUGUUUCCAUUGUGCUAGAUUGGAUUGUAUA
Hyalella azteca is the source of this 3299-nucleotide messenger RNA. RefSeq lists its product as uncharacterized. The coding region runs from base 145 to 1674 and encodes 509 amino acids. Gene Ontology annotation, molecular function: protein binding. Lineage: Eukaryota; Metazoa; Arthropoda; Malacostraca; Amphipoda; Hyalellidae. The transcript is spliced from 11 exons. The record is from RefSeq and is a predicted model, not a curated record.